AUGGUUUCUCCGUCUCAAGUUGCGGGAUCUUCGGGCUUUGCACCGCUCAAUUCGCCAAUACAAACUGCAUACUUUCCUACCACCAGUAGCCAGGCGGAUCUUUCUCAGUACCGGGCUGCAUUGUCAGCGCAAACCCAGUUGCAAACUACAAACCAGGUACAACCGGCACAACCAGUGCAGCUGCAGCAAACAGUGGGGGGUGGACCCCGACUUGAGUUGUUGCUCCCUAAUUACGAUUCAUACAUUCAGAGAGAAGGUGGCCCAGGAUGCCAGAAAUUUAAUUCUGCUGAAUGUUUUCGAUUCCGUAUUAUGCGGGAGGCCAUUGUUGCCAAUGAUUGGUUCUUUGCUGUGCUGCACCAAUUGUAUACACUUGCUUUGGUCAAUGAGCGGAUGCUGGCCUCCUAUACGAAGGUGACCGCAAAUAUGCCGGGAGUUGCACUUAUGUCUGAGAUACUGCACGAUGGCGUCAAGCCUCGGCAGAAAUACCUCACUUACCUCUCCACAAUGCCAGUUCCGCUGCCGGAUGCAUUGAAGCAAUUGUCGUACUACCAUAAAUAUGUAGGACAUGUUUCGAGGUUCAUGGCUGAUGGAUACAAGGUAGUACCCAUCAUGCGGGAUUAUUAUGUUAAACGUGGGGUUGCCCCAAACGUUGAUGUUAUUGAACAUGGCUGGAAAGUCACUUCUCCUACUAUGUGCAAUGUCAUCGCACGUUAUAUUCAGAGCCACGUCUCAACAGGUCAAAAUGUUCCCUCGCCAUCCCCAAACCCCCAACCACAGCCUCAGGCCUCACAACGUCGGCAGCAGCAGCAGCAACAGCAGCAACAGCAACAGCAGCAACAGCAACAGCAACAGCAAAUGAGACUUCAGCAAAUGCAACAUGCUCGGCAAAACGGCCAAAAUAACCCUAACCUUGUUAUGGCAAGGCAACUGCCUGGUGGGGACUCCUACCAGCUUCUGGCUGAACAGCAAAAUCAACAAAUUGCUCUCAACCACAUGGCCCUUUCACGAGCAGCUGGAAAUCCGCAGGGCCACCGACCUUCUCUCCAUAUAAACUCCGCUACCGACGGAUUCACCCGGGAUCCUGCUAUCGCCCUUCAAAAUGCUCCAGAUGCUGGUCUUCUACAAGCUGGUUCCCCUGUUUCCGCAACGUCCCCUUUCACUGGACCCGGGCGGCAGCCAUUGGCCGGCUCUCCAAUGGGCCAACAUUCUCCUAAUGCGCUCACUGCCCCAGCUCAAGAUGUUGAGCGGAGGUCAUCUGUUGCUUCUCAGGGACGGGCAUCACGAACUGUGGGGACUCGGCAGGGCCAGCCGCAACCACAACACCUACAACAAAUUCAACAUCUACAGCAAAUGCAACAUAUGCAGCAUCUUCAGCAGCAGCAGCAGCAGCAGCAGCAGCAGCGGGGUAUGCUUCAAAUUGCUGCGCAGGUUGCACGAGAUCAACGUCAGCUUCAGAAUGCACAUUCUAAUAUUCCGGCAGGUGAAUGGAAUGGACUAUUCACGGGCCCUCCUCCUAACUCGGCUUCUCUUGGGAUGCCAUCACCCUCUGUAUUCCCUCCGACAUUCCCUCUACCUUCAUCCCAACGUGCUCAUGGGAAUCUUCCUCAGAACGUGCUUCAGUCCCAUUUGGCUACUCCACCCUUUUCACCACCGCCGCCGUCUUCGGUUGCCCCACCUGGAAGGCUGCCGCUUUAUAUUAGCUUGACGCAGUUUGCGCUUAAGGAUAUUAUCCUGGAUUCGCAGAGGAUAUCUCAAACGUUCCAUUGGGUUAUGGGCGCAGAGGCGGAAUCCAGACUUUCCAAGAAGCGAGCCAGCACGAAGCCCGGUGAACCGACAACUCGGCCCAUGGUUCAACCUGGCUCCUUGAUAUAUAGACUGAGGUCAGUCAAAGUUACCGACUCUUCACGAACUCCGAGAACGGGCGGUGAGUGGGUGGUCCAAGAAACCGCUUGGCCUGCUCACAUCUUUAUAGAAGUCAAUAAGCAAGUAAUUGAAGUACGCCGCAAAGUUGCCUGGGGAAAGGAUCUACCGGCCGAUAUAACAAGCUACGUCCAAGCCGGGAAGAACGAACUAAAGGUCGUCUGUCUGUUCCCGGGGAAACAACGAGACCCUUCAACCUUCGUUAUGGCAAUCGAGAUCUACGAAUGCCUAAGUGAGGAUUCGAUUAUAAAGGAUAUCAAGCACAUCCCCCUUUCGAGCGCAAAAUCCUCGAUCCUCGGUCGUCUCUCCGGUGCUUCAGAUACCGACGAUGUGGUACUCGUUGAGAGCGACCGUGUCUCCCUGGGUGUCCGUUGCCCGCUCAGCUUCACUCUCCUCACAACUCCGGUUCGUGGCGUGACGUGUAAACAUCUGGAAUGCUUCGAUCUCCAGAAUUACCUCGAAACCCGGCCCCGUCGCAAAGAUCACGAACCACCCUUUGCUGACUCCUGGCGGUGCCCGUUAUGUCGCGGGGAUGCCCGUCCGACUGAGUUGGUGGUGGAUGACUUUUUAGCGUCUGUAUUGCAAGAGCUCAUGCUCUCUGGUUCCACUGACGUGCAGAACAUUAUGGUCAAGCGGAAUGGAAGCUGGGAACCGGUCAGGAAGGAGGAGGAAAAGAAGGAUGGUGGGAAGGUGAAUGGUACCGUGGAGAUCAUCUGCCUUGACGAUUGAUUCUCCCUCUUUUUCCUCUUUUCCCCCUUUCCCCUUCCCUCCUUCGUUUCCAUAAAUAAAUACAAUACCCUUUGACGUAGGAUCACCAACGGCAUUGUUGUCAGCCUUUCCUUUUCCCCUCUUAUAUCCCUGUCUUUUUUUUUUUUUACUUGCUUACCUCUAGGAGUAGCAUUACCUGGCGUUUAUCUUUUCUUUUCCUUUUCCUCUGCCUCUUCCUUUCUCACGUAUAUGCCUUGACUACUAUCGCAUUCCCCCCUUUUGUCACGGGGUUUGCGUCUUUUUCCUCAGCUUCAUUGUGAUUGCGAUUCCCAAGUCGAGCCCUUUCUUUCCUCAUCCUCAUAUUCAUCUUUACGGUUAGGGGUCAGCAUGGCGCUGGAAUCUUGAUUUUUUCUUUUUCUUUCACCUUGAUAGCGGGAUCCAUCAUUUAAUGGGUUUGGUUGGUGGUGUAUAUUAUUAUGCUGGCAUGUGGUUGUGAUGAGGGGGAGAUAUAAAAAUAAAAUAAUAAUGUGCUCAGAGGUUGGUUCUGUGCUGUUAGAUCUAAA
Tuber melanosporum (Perigord truffle) is the source of this 3191-nucleotide messenger RNA. RefSeq lists its product as uncharacterized. The coding region runs from base 1 to 2649 and encodes 882 amino acids. The transcript is spliced from 3 exons. Gene Ontology annotation, molecular function: SUMO ligase activity; zinc ion binding. The record is from RefSeq and is a predicted model, not a curated record. NCBI's taxonomy places the organism in Eukaryota, Fungi, Ascomycota, Pezizomycetes, Pezizales, Tuberaceae. Gene Ontology annotation, biological process: protein sumoylation.